Drosophila ficusphila is the source of this 2028-nucleotide messenger RNA. RefSeq names its product spermine synthase (gene Sms). Gene Ontology annotation, molecular function: spermine synthase activity. The record is from RefSeq and is a predicted model, not a curated record. Bases 95 to 1198 code for a protein of 367 amino acids. The transcript is spliced from 4 exons. NCBI's taxonomy places the organism in Eukaryota, Metazoa, Arthropoda, Insecta, Diptera, Drosophilidae. Gene Ontology annotation, biological process: spermine biosynthetic process.
CUCGCAUCACUAGUAUUUCGUUUCGGUUGGUACGCGGUUUAGUUUCACGGCUAUACGGUUUUACGUUUCUACGGCAUUGCGGGAUUUCAACACCAUGGCGGCCCAGACUAUUUUGUUUGACUUUACGCUGGACAAGGACAAAACUUGCGAUGAGGAGUCGCGCCUGCAGGUUGCGAAGAUCCUGCGGAACGAGCUGGAGCAGGUGUUCCCCCAACUGGAGCUGGCCUACUUGAUGGAGUCGCCGGAAAACGGAUAUUUCGCGGUCCUGCACCAGAACAAGGACACCGUGAUUACCUGCAGGAUCUUCCAGCACGGCCUGCUGACGCUCAACGUGGAGUACUUCCUGCCCGAGGGAAAGGAGCCGAGCAUUACCUUCGACACCAUGCGCACAGUGGAAUUGAUUUUGCGCCAGAAAUUUGAUUCUGAUCGGUCCAAGUACUUGCCUCCGAUUAAGCGCGGUGGAUAUAUCGACAUAUACAUGACUAGCUCAGAUGAGCGCAUCAUCGAGUACGACAUCGACAAGGUGGUCUUCGAGGCUCGUUCGCCGUUCCAGAAGAUCCAAAUCAUGCACUCGAAGACGCUGGGUAAUAUGUUGCUGUUGGACGAGCUGCAAAACAUUGCUGAAUCCGAUUUGAUCUACACGGAGACCCUCAUGUGUCGCGGCGUGGAGAACUAUGAGGGCAAGGAGAUCUGCAUCCUGGGCGGCGGUGAUGGUGCCUUGUUGUACGAGCUGCUCAAGGAGAAUCCCAAGCAUGUGGUGAUGCUGGAGAUCGAUGAGCUUGUGAUGCAGACCUGCAACAAGUAUUUAAACGUGAUCUGUGGUGAUGUUCUGGAGAAACGCAAGACCGAUCAGUACGAGAUUAUUGUGGGCGACUGUGUGGAGUACUUGAAGAAGUUCAUCGCCGAGGGCCGCAAGUUCGACUACGUGUUUGGGGAUCUCACGGAUAUUCCCAUAACCGAUGCUCCGGAGGGCGAAACCUGGGACUUUAUCCGCACCAUCUUCGAGCACUCGUUCAAGGUGCUGAAGGCCGAUGGAAAGUAUUUGACCCAUGGCAAUGGAUCCACCUGCAAGACGCAGCUGCGUUUGUUCGAGGAGCAAUUGGAGCUGCUGCGUCCCAAGGUGAAGUUCACCACCACCAAGGCGUUUGUGCCGUCGUUCAUGGAAGAGUGGCUCUUCUACCAGGUGACCUUCGCCUGACAAGCUCAGGGGGACUCCUCAGCAGCAGCAGCAGCAGUAGCUACUUGUAGCGCACCAACAAACGCCAGCCACACACCAGCAUCACACAGUAUAAGUCAGGAAGCACUAACCAUCGGAGAGAUGCUCCAGCUGCACUCCUACACAGUCACUCUCCAUGGAGCAGCAGUCGGAGUUAAGGAGCAGGAAAAGGAGAAGGAUAAGGAGAAGGAAAGCGUGGGAGGACAAUUGAAACCGAGACCCAGGCGUCGAAAGAAGCGUGUGCACUACCACCACACACUGGUUUCUUAGUCCAGCAGCAAACGUGAAAUCGAAAGCACAAGCUGAAUGCCACCAUCGAAGUCAUCGCAACAAGACCCAAAAAAACAAAAAGGAAACACGCACUUCCAAUGGCUGUUACUUACAAUUGAAAACCAAACCAAAUACUGAACCCAAUUCGUUUACGCUUAAGUUAGGCUUUAGUUCCGUUUUCUCGUCCACUGAUUUCAAAGCUAAAAUUAAGUCAAAAGUACAACCUUUAAGCAAGGGCAGGCUAAAUAAAAUAACUUAUGUAUUCGUGUUUAUUUGAAUUACGCCUAAGCAUAGCAUGUUGGCCAACUAUUUGUAAUAUUUCGUAUAACGUGUAAAUCUAUAUAUGUAGAGCAUAUGUUUAGUUAUCCAUUAACGAGCAAAUUGAUGCGGGGAAUCCCCCCGCCCGAUCGAGAAAUGUGUGCAUGAGGGUGUGAGGAAGCGUAGCAGAGAACACCAACUUUUAUUGCUGUAAUAACGAUUAAUACCAAACAUUUUAAACGAGAAGAAUUACAAAGUAAAUAAAUAGUCGUAUGCAGAUAUAA